GAGUUUGAUUAUUGAAACAUUAAAGAGUACAGAAAAUUACUAGCUUUUUAUAAUAGACAGUAAUUCCUUAGUUAUAAGAAGUAAAAACCUAUGAAAUUAUAGGCCAGUGUAUAAUUGCUUUCUCCUCACCCAAGUCUUACUGUGCCUGUUUGAAAUUCACUCGACCUGAACUUUUCUGAGCUGAUUUCCAGUUCUAUCCAAUUGUCCCAGAAAAAGCUAUACAUGAUUUUCUGCACCUGCAUCAGCACAAUAUUGGGCAGGAAUAGCCACAUGCCCAAGAAUGUGAUACAACUAUAUGUUUUGGAAUUGGGGUAGCAGCCUAUUGUGCAAUUAAGAGGAAUUGUGGGAAAUCUGCCAAUCACUAUGCCUUACCUCCUUCAAUUUCUCAUCCACACAUCACUCACUAUCAUCACCAAAGUAUGAUGUCAAUCUCUACAUGAAUGUUGGUGGCACUUUGUUCUCCUUCAGCAUCUCUUGGUUCCUUGGCUGCUUUACAUUCAAAGGCCUACACCACCCUUAAAAAGAAUUCAAUUCUAUGAUUUGGUAAAACAGAAAUUCUAACAUUUGAUUCUGAUCUUAAGUCUAACAGAUCAAGAUGUCUGAAUAGGCAAUCUACCAUCCAUCAACCUUCUUAAAUCUGAGCACAUCUUCUAGCCCAGAUCCUAAAUUAUUAGCAAUCCAGUGGACUGUGAACAGCCCUUUACUGAGAGGGACUUAAUGGGAAAUAGAUCAUAUCAUAUUAGAUUGAUAUACGGUGGGCUGUUUCCCUUAAUAUUUUCAUGACUUAGUUUGUAUGAGGACUAUGACCUGAACCAGGAAAAAUAAAUAGUGGGCUGGGUUUUGUAGAUAGCAGAGAGACCAAAGAAUGGAAGAUGGCCAACUAGGGGUUUGCUCAGUGGUGAAUCCAAAGGAACCUUUUGAGAGUUGGAAGCUCAGUAUGGCAAUAGACCUUACUCCUGGGAUCAUGAGUUGCUCCUGGCUACUGUUAGUGUCCAGGAUUUCAAUAAUUGUAAUGCAGUUCCAAGCAGACAAUUCUGGGGCUGCUGGAGUUCUUUCCAAUGAUGUGGAGCAAACCCUUAUGAUUAUUGCAAGCCCUAUUCAAAAAAGACAGAGAGAGGAAAAAGGAAACUACGGACUGGUUGGCCUCACUUCUGUAGUAAGGAAAAUGCAGGAGGUUAUUAUGGAAAAUAUCACUGGGAUUAGAUCAAGUCAACAUGGAUUUUGGAAAUGAAAUCAUGUUUGACAAACCCAUUGGGAGUUUUUUUUUGAGGCUGUAAUUGUUACAAUAGGUAAGGGCAAACCGGUGAAUGUAAUACAUCGGAUUUUCAGAAAGUAAGUACCACAUUAAAGGUCAACGUGUAACAUGAACACACGUUCUGAUUGAAGCAUAUUGGCAUGAAUUGAAAAUUGGUUGACACAAGAACCAGAGUGAAGUAAAUGAAUUUGUCUUACAGUAAGCCAUCAGACAGUAACUAGGGAGGCACCAAAAAGAUUAGUGCUUGGAUCUCAACAAUAUCAGCGUCCUUACUUUAAUCUAUCAUCCCUGUGACCACUGACAUCCACUGGAUCACAGCUGACAACACUUCACCUUAACUUCCUCAUUCUUCUGUUCAAGUCUGCAGGUCUUCACGUCUGCCCCAACUUCCAGCCUUGCAACCCAAGUAAAUCUAUUACUUUCCUGCAGCCUGGCCUUGUACAUGUUCCCAAUUCUGUCAUCCCAUUAUUGGGUUGCCUCUAUCAUCCAGGCUUAAACUCUGGAAUUUCUACACGAAUCCUCUCUCCCUAAGAACUUUUGCACAAACGUAUCUCUUUGGCUAAGUAUUCGAUCACCAGGCCUGAUGUUAUUGUUUGGCUCAGAAUUAUUUUCUGAAUUGGCCCUUUUGAAGCAUCUUACAGUGUUUCAUAAAAUGUCCAGUGCAGGCUGUUACUCAGAAAAUUGUUAAUUGUGCAAAUGAGCAACAAUAGCAAAUUUAAACAAAAAGACCUCCCAAAUCAGCUGACCCAUCUGUUGGUUCUAUAUCCUGAAGUAAUGUUACUAAUAAGGCAGAUAAAGUACAAUUUCACACAGAAGAACUGGGUGUAUUGUAUCAAAUUUUGGUGGCUAUAAAAGGAAUAGGUGGUUUUGCAAGCUGCAAGGAGGACACAAAGAGCAUGGGAAUGGAUAUACAUAGAUUCAGCCACCCAGCAAGAAGCUGGCAGUUGGAGUAUAAUGUGGGAAAAUGAGAGUUUGAACACUUUUGUAGGUAGAACAAAAACAGAAUAUAUAAGGUUAUGGGAAGCAUGAGUAGGGUAGAUAAUCAAAAUCUUUUUGCCAACAUAGGGCCAUCAAAACAGCAUGCUUCAGGUGAGAGGAAGGAAUUCUGAAUGGUAAGUUUUUAAGACAAGGAGUGGUUCAUGUCCAGAGUGUGCUGUGGGGGGAGAUGGAGGAAUCAGAUACAAUAUACAUUUAAUAGACAUUUAGAUGGAUACUAAAAUGAGCAAAUUGCAGAAGAAUACAGCUCCAAUAUGGGCAAAUAGGAUUAUUGUAGAUGGGCAAAAAGAUCAGCGUAGAUAACGCGGGCUGGAAGCCCCAUUUCUGUGCUGCAUAACUCUUAAAGUCUAGGCUACCUUUUAAUACUUUUUUUGGCACAGACCACUUAACUUCAUUUCAUAUUCCCUACUUAUUGACAGUAAUUGCAUAGGAUCACAUGCCUUUUGCAUACUUAGACUACCUUGUACUGUAAGUAUCCACCUGAAGAGGAGGAACUGAGGCUAAUGCAGGAAUUCAAUAGUGGUCGCAAAAAGUUACAGUAUUCCAUUAAAAAUAGUCUCCUACCUGCCUCUUCAUGACCUUCCUAUUCCAAGCCCAGCCUCUUCAUUGCUGUUUCCAAGUUUGCCCAAGUAUUCAAAUCAGAUUCCUUAACUGGAAUUGGUUUAUUAUUGUCACAUACAAUAGGAUACGGGAAAAGCUUUUGUUUCCAUGCCAUCCAAACAGAUUGUUCCCUACUUAAGUACAUCAAAGAAAAAAACAUAACAGAAUGUAGAAUAUAGAGUUAUUGGUGGAAAUUGUUGAGCCAGGCACUGUUCUGCCACUACUCCACCAGUCAGUAAAAUUGUAAAAUGUGUGUUGCCUGGAUCUGUCUGGUCUGUGCCACAAGUUUUGUGCCAUUUGAAAUUUGUAUAGAUCUCCAGUAUAACAGAUUUUUGGCAGUUUUUUCCUUCAUUUUCAAAUUCUUGAAAUUGAUAUGCACAUGACUUUGGGAAGAGAAAUCUGGCAUCGAGAAUUUCUACUAAAAACAACUUGGGAAGUGCUUCUUUUCUAUUCUGAAAUUUGUGUGUCAUUUCUGCCUCUACCUUGAGGAGGGUUAGGUCCCUCACCACCAGGUUCAGGAAGAUUUGUUACCCUACAUCCAUCAGGCUCCUGAACCAUUCACUCACCUCAAUGUGGUCUGACUCCACAACCUAUAGACUCACUUUCAAGGACGCUACAACUCAUGCUCUCAGUAUUAUUUAUUUAUUUUUUUACUUGCGUGAUCUGUUUUCUUUUGCACCCUGGUUGUUUGUCAGUCUUUGUUAUUUCUAGUUUUUCAUAAAUUCUAUUGUAUUUCUUUAUUUUCCUGUAAAUGCCUGCAAGAAAAUGAAUUUCAAGGUAUUUAAUGGUGACAUAUAUGUAUCUUGAUAAGAAAUGUAAUUUUGUUAUGAAUGUGCCACAACUCUGAGGGGCCGAAGGGUACAAAGUAGCCCCAUCCUUUUUGAGAAUCGCAAGAUCACUAUUAAGUCAGUUCAGGAGACCCAGGAAAUGAGAGAAGGACAUGCAGAAUCCACAAAGAGUUUGGAAUGUGUCCUGGCCUCCGAAAGGCGGAACCAUUGAUAUCUGGUGUUGACUCUUGGAGAUGGAAUUGUGUAUUGAAUCCUGUACGAUACAUUGAAGCCCCCAGGCAAUGAACCGAGGGGGGGUGGUUGGUGGAGGGAUUGCAUCAUCUCAACCUGAUUGACAUCUGAGACCCUGUGAGUCAGGAUAAAAGAGGGUCUGUGGGAACAGUCCCUCAGAUGCACCAGAAGAAAUGCUAGAACUCCUGUAACAGCGAAAUAGCGAAAGCCGGUGGAUACAGCCCACGUGCAUCCUUUUCCAUUUGCCUCGGAAUUGGUGGGUCUUGCCACGGAAGCACGGCUUUAGCUAACCACAAAGGGGAAACCAGUCCCCCAACGACUCUCGAAGGAUUGACCUCAUAAAAGGAAUGGGCAAGUUUAACUCUCUCUGUCUUGACUCCAACCAAAGGCUGCAGCCUACAGCUUGAAUGAACUAAAGUGACUUUUAUAUUUCCAUCAGACAAUACAUUAUCCCCUAGUCAACGAUAGAGCUAUUCUUAUUGAUUAUUAUUAUACCGCACUUUUAGAUUUAGUAUUGACGACGUAUAUUAUCUGUAUGUUUGCAUUGAUAUUAUUUUUGUGUAUUUUAUAAAUAAAUACUGUUAAAAAUAGUACCAUCAGACUUCAAUGGACCUCUCUAUCUUUGCUGGUAAGUGACCCAGUUACGGGGUAUGUAACAGUUGGGGUUCUCGUCUCGAGAUUUGACACCAAAUUGGGAGGCCAGUGAAUCGGGCUUGUAAGUCCAAACUUGGAUCUGGUUACGUGGGUAGCCAGACGGGAAACCAGCAAAGAUGGACGUGGAUGAAUUUAUAGAAAACCCGAUUCUAGAGGCGGCCACCAAAUCGGACUUAACAAAUCUGGCAAAAGGGCUAAACCUCGCAGAAGUGAGGUUGUCCAUGAAAAAACGGGAGGUGCAAAGGGCAAUAACUCAGUAUUAUAUUGGGAAGAAUGUGUUUGCAGCUGAGGUGUUGGAAAAUAUUCCUGAAAAGGUACCAGCUAGUGAGACGGCUCAGUUAGAGUUGGAGAAAUUAAAGUUGGAACAUGCAAUUAAGUUAAAGCAGCUGGAAGCAGCUGAGAAGGAGAAAGACAGGGGCGAGAGAGAAAGAGAGCAUGCGCUCCAGCUAAAGGAGUUAAAGGUGAAACGGGAGCAGGAAAGAGCUGAGAAACAAAGAGAGCAUGAAAUUCAGUUAAAACAGCUGGAAGCAGCUGAGAAAGAGGAGAGAGCCGAGAAGGAGAGAGAGUAUGGGGAGGCAGAGAAACAAAGGAAACAUGACUUAGAGAUGGUGAAGUUAAGGCAAGGGCGAAGAGAUCAAGGGUCAGACCGGGAGGAGCGGUUUAAUGUUAGUUGGGAGUUGAGGUUAGUACUUCCGUUCAAGGAGAUGGAUGUUGACAGUUAUUGCUUGCUUUUUGAAAAGGUGGCAGUGAAUCAGAAGUGGCCCAAAGAGCAGUGGGUGGCAUUGUUACAAAGUGUGUUAAAAGGGAAGGCACAACGGGCAUAUACGGUGUUGUCCAUGGAGGAGGAAGAGGAGGAGAGUUAUGACAAAGUAAAGGCGGCCAUUCUCUGGAGUUAUGAGUUAGUACCUGAAGCGAAUAGACAAAAGUUCAGGAGUUUAAAGAAAGGGUGGAAUCAGACGUAUACCGAGUUUGCCUAUGAGAAUGGUGUGCUCUUGGACCGUUGGUGUACAGCAGAAAUAGUGGACAAGGAUUAUUGGCGUCUCAGGGAGUUAAUUCUGAUUGAGGAAUUUAAAGGUUGUGUUUUGGAGGAUAUCUGGAUGUAUUUGAAUGAGAAGCCGAAUAAGUCCAUCUCGGAAUUUGCUAGGUUUGCAGAUGAAUAUGCCCUAACCGACUAGACAAAGUUUUCCUCGAAUAAAAGUUCCCAGAGAGACCGUGGGAACAAUUGAGAAAGCCCACCGGCUGAGGCAGAGGUCCCGCCGGGAGCUAGUGGUAAGGUUGAGGGGGAAAGGCAAGACGGCCAGAGAUUUCCGGGCUUGACCUGUUUUAAUUGCGGAAAGGGGGGGGCAUAUUGCAUCUCGGUGCUUUGCUCCGAGGAAAGAGACAGAAAAAGGGAAAGCAGCGGUCCCUAUCGGAUGUGCCGUGGUAAUCAGUAAAUCGACAAGAGAUCCCCAGAAGGGCGUUCCACAAACAGCAAUAGCAUGAAUGCAGAGACGGGCUGUUCUGGGAGAACACAAUUAC
Molecule: messenger RNA, 6042 nt
Organism: Hypanus sabinus (Atlantic stingray)
Lineage: Eukaryota; Metazoa; Chordata; Chondrichthyes; Myliobatiformes; Dasyatidae
Product: reticulocyte-binding protein homolog 2a-like
Exons: 2
Coding region: 4641-5699 (352 amino acids)
Source: RefSeq, a predicted model, not a curated record